Molecule: messenger RNA, 747 nt
Organism: Medioppia subpectinata
Lineage: Eukaryota; Metazoa; Arthropoda; Arachnida; Sarcoptiformes; Oppiidae
Source: the annotation of a GenBank genome assembly
AUGAAGCGAAUUAUAGGUGUUUGUGGAGCGCCGGUCACAACACAUAACUCUGGAUUUGUAGGUCUAUAUGGCGUUGAAAGCGGUUUUCAGAAUAGAGGAAUCGGACAGAAAUUAUUCACACUUUGCUUACAACACAUAAACGAUAGAAACUGUGGAUUACAUGCCGUUCCCGAGAAGUUGUCAAUGUAUGAGAGAAAGGCUGGCUUUGGUGUGAGAGAAGGGGUCUCAAUGGUUGUGUGCAAUAAUUUGCCACAGAAUUGGCAAAACCUCUCGAAGACAAUCAAUGAUAACACAAGAGUAGAGGAAUUGAAUAAAGAAAACAAACAUUUAUUGGCAAAAAUCAUUGAAUACGACUCCAAAGUACACAAAGAAAAACGCGAAAAACUAUUGACAUCAAGUCUUACAAAACCCGAUUACACGACAUUCGUGGCCAUCGAUGAUAUGAGUGGACAUUUGGUUGGCUUUGGAUGUAUUCGUCUCCAUAAUGGAGGCAAAGGAAUGAUUGGACCUCUUUAUGCAGAUAAUGAUACCAUCGCUGAAGUAUUGGUCUAUAAUUUAAUCAAUUCCUGUAUUGCGGCCCAAACUAAAGGUCUGCUAUUUAUGACAAUCUCUUCGUCUUCGGGUGGACUCAAAAUCGCACAGAAAUUACAAAUCACUGAAAGGGAUAGAUGUGAACUUAGUAUUGGAUACGUUAAAUUUUCUGAUAAAAGUGGUCACCUGAAGUCAGAGCCAUAUGUGGACGAUUAA